AUCUUUCAUCGCCAGAAGAGCCUUGGUCUCUGCCCCCGUCCGUUCUUUCCAGACCGCACCCGUUCUGAGAGUCGGCAAGGAGAGCGCUCUCNAGAGGGUCGCGCUGACGAGGCCGAGAGAAUCAAGAACGAGCAGAUCAGAAAGCAGAAGGAGGGCAAGGGUGAAUGGCACGAGGAGAUUGCCAGUGACAGCGAGAGCAUUGUCAAGGCAGACAGAGGUGACAUCAAGGCCGACGCCGACACGAUAAAGCAACUGCAGAAGGAGACCGAGAAGCUCGCUUCGCAGAAGAAGUAA
Aureobasidium uvarum is the source of this 294-nucleotide messenger RNA. The record is from the annotation of a GenBank genome assembly. Lineage: Eukaryota; Fungi; Ascomycota; Dothideomycetes; Dothideales; Saccotheciaceae.